CACCUUCUCUUUCUCUGUGUACCACAGAAGCUAAAGCCCGAACUAGAGGCUGAAGCGAAGGAGAAGUCGACAGAGAGCCGGGCAGAAAAACAAGAGAGGGUUUCUCCAGAUCCCUCACUCGUGUCCACCCGAAGCCCCCCGACCUCAAACACCACUGUGACCAACAACUCGGACCUCAGCAUCUCAAGGGAGACCAACUUUGAAAAUCUCAAACACGUAGUUCUCAAGUUCAUGUCGUGUAGAGAGGCAGAGGCGUUUCAUCUGAUACGAGCUGUCUCCAUACUGCUGCACUUCACCUGAGAAGAAGACAUGCUGAAGCAAACGCUAGAGUACAAGAUGGCCUGGUUUGGGUCUAAGCCUUCUCCUAAAGGGAUCAUCAGGCCUUCCACCUCAGGCUCUUAAACUUAUUGGAGAUGAUAAGCAGCAGAAAGAGAAAUGACUCUGUUCCUCCAUACUGAGGACUGCUUUAAAUUGUAAACAACCAGUGACCCCUAGUGACAACGGGCUGUUGAUGCCUACUUCAGUGUUGAAAAUAAAAAGAACUCUGCACAGGUGCUGAAAGAAGAGAAAAACAACUCAAUCAAAGUGAAUACUGUUGAUUCUUAAUUGACUGUUUGGGUUAUAAUGGUAAGGUGUAUUAUGUUAAUGCCAGAAGGACUACCUUUAACCUGCAUAUUCUGCUGUAAAUAAAAGUACAUUCCACAUGUAAAAUUUCACAAUUCUGUGAACGUAAUUUCUAAAACCGGUUUUUAUUAAAUUUUGCACCGUUUCUCAGAGCAGCAUGCAUACACAGUGCGGUCAGGGUUUUCUUUAAUCCCAUAAAAUUGGAACUAUACCUUUAACUCUGGCUCACAAAGGUCCAUGUAUUAUCUACUAACAUGGGAUACGGGUUUGCCUGCAGAAAAACAUGUAACCACUGAACAGUUCAGUGUGGUGUAGCAGACUCCUGUUUACAUACAUACAUACAUUCAUGAGGAUAAUUAAAAUAAUGCAAAUGUACUUUUUACUGCCACUGAUUCUACUCUACUGUGAAAUCCCCAAAACAUUCAUCAAUCAACAAUCAAUAUUUGUCUUUUUCUUGAUAUGAUUUAACACGUCUUCCAGUGGACUCACCACCUGCAGGAAGGUUCAGGGGGGUUGGUACGGUGCAGUGUGAUUUGGGUGGUGACUGCUGCCCCCGCGACCCAGUAACGGAUAAGUGGAUAAAAAUGGAUGAUUUAACAAGUGCUGCUGUUUUUC
Molecule: messenger RNA, 1239 nt
Organism: Cynoglossus semilaevis (tongue sole)
Lineage: Eukaryota; Metazoa; Chordata; Actinopteri; Pleuronectiformes; Cynoglossidae
Product: golgin subfamily A member 1-like
Exons: 3
Cellular component (GO): Golgi apparatus
Source: RefSeq, a predicted model, not a curated record